CAUGGCUGCACCCAUAUUGUUUAGCAGAGGUGUACGUUAAAACAUUGUUUGCACGAUUUCUUGUGUUUUAGAAGACUGAACAUCGUAGCGCGAUAAUGGCCAUAUGGAAGAGGAUCCAACAUUAUACCAAUUUAUCUGGGUGUUAUAUUCAUGUUGUGUAUAAAGUACAGUCAUCACAAACUUCACAGAAUCUACAACAUUUAUUCAAAAGAACAUUUUCAGUCAGACCAAGCUGUGAUGUAAAGACUGUAGAUGUUCUAGGCAGCACAUACACCACUGAUCAAACCACAAAUGUUACUCAAAAAAUAUUGGAAAAGAUUGGCAAGAACUUGCAUUGUAAGCACAAUCACCCAUUAAAUUUAAUAACCAGACGAAUUGAAAAUUAUUUCAACAACAACUUCAGAAAUAAUUGGCGUGCUCCAAUGUUUAGUAAGUUUGAUCGUCUUAGUCCAGUUGUGACUUUGACCCAGAACUUUGACACCUUACUGGUGCCCCCUGACCAUCCCAGCCGGGCGUUGUCUGAGAGUUACUAUCUGAACUCUACUUACAUGUUGAGAGCCCACACUUCAGCACAUCAGAGUGAUCUGAUAAAGACAGGACUGGAUGCCUUCCUUGUUGUGGGCGAUGUCUAUCGAAGAGACACUGUGGAUGCUAGCCAUUAUCCAGCUUUCCACCAGAUGGAAGGAGUUAGACUUUUUUCAAAACAGGAACUCUUUAGUCAUGUGGAAGACACAUCAAAAGUGACAUUUUUUGAGGAGGGUACAAGAAAUGGCACCAAACAAGAAAGACUUACUGUAGAAACAUCGUUGUGUUUAGAACAGGAUCUCAAGGACACUUUGAGGAAUCUUGCUAAUCAUCUUUUUGGGGAUGAUGUGGAGAUGCAAUGGGUUGAUGCUUACUUUCCUUUUACACAUCCGUCCUGGGAACUGGAGAUAAAAUACCAAGGGGAGUGGUUAGAAGUGCUAGGAUGUGGACUAAUAGAACAAGAUAUUCUAACAUCUGCUGGAGCAGAUAGCAAAGUUGGCUGGGCCUUUGGUCUGGGGCUGGAGAGGCUAGCCAUGAGAUUAUAUAGUAUUCCAGACAUCCGACUCUUUUGGAGUGAAGAUUCUAGAUUUUAUAAACAGUUUGAUGUUGAUGAUCCAGACAAAAAAAUUACUUUUAAGCCUUUCAGUAAGCAAUCUCCAUGCAUUAAUGAUGUUUCAUUCUGGGUGCCUAAUGACUUUUCUGAGAACGAUUUUUACGAUAUUGUGCGUAGUAUUGGCAGUGACCUUGUAGAAAGUGUAGAACUCUUUGACGAUUUUGUUCAUCCCAAAACAAAGCGGCGGAGUAAGGCCUAUCAUAUUACGUACCGUCACAUGGAGCGAAGUCUGACACAGGAGGAAGUUAACGACAUUCACGGGAACAUUAUGGAGGAAGCUGUCACACAGCUGGGUAUCCAAAUCCGAUAAAAUUAAUGUGUUAUAUACUUUUGCACCGUGUUGGACAAAGUACUGUCUGCAAAGUUGUACCUCACAGGCCUGAACAAUUUUGGAGGAUAGCUAUUAGGGAUGCACGAUUUUAUCGAUAUACUGGUAUAUUGUGAUUUUUUUAUUGCGAGAUAAGUAUCGUGAUACGGAGACUAAAAUACCGGUAUUUGGUAACAUAACUAUAAAUUCCGGAAAUUAUUCAUUUAUUUGUUCAAACUAUUGAAUGACAAUUACAGGAAGUGUAAAAAAUG
Saccostrea echinata is the source of this 1717-nucleotide messenger RNA. RefSeq names its product phenylalanine--tRNA ligase, mitochondrial-like. Gene Ontology annotation, cellular component: mitochondrion; cytoplasm. Bases 96 to 1448 code for a protein of 450 amino acids. Lineage: Eukaryota; Metazoa; Mollusca; Bivalvia; Ostreida; Ostreidae. The transcript has 6 exons. The record is from RefSeq and is a predicted model, not a curated record. Gene Ontology annotation, biological process: phenylalanyl-tRNA aminoacylation. Gene Ontology annotation, molecular function: tRNA binding; ATP binding; phenylalanine-tRNA ligase activity.